GUUUUACUGGACUCAGGGUUCGGUAUCUGUUUCCAUUUUACACCCGGUUGUGGAAUGUCGUCGAUCGUUUAUUUCAAGUUCAAAGCAAAUGUAAAGACAGACUCUGUUUCGUUUGACGGAUCUUCUAUUUCUGUGAAAGAUCUUAAAAAUGCCAUUCGAACAAAGUGUUGUUUGUAUUCGACUGAUUUCGAUCUGAAACUAGAAGAUACUACUGGAAAAGUCUAUUCCAAAGAUGAUGAAUUGAUUCCAAAGUACUCAAGUAUUGUAGUGCGACGUGUCCCACGUUUAGUUGCAGAAAUCCAAAAGAAGAAACAAAUGGGUCCAGAUGAUGUAACGUGGAGAGAGUUGCAAAAGAAUCAUACUGCCGCAUCUGAAACAUCACAUGGUUCUAAACUUAUCAAUUUAGCAGAUUCUGACCUUUCUGAAGAAGAGAAAAUCAAACUGAUGAUGGAGAGAUCCUCAGAGACUUACUCAGAGACCAAUUUUGCUGUACGAGCCAAACCAUAUGGAGUCCCUCCGGCUGCUUAUGUUUGUCACAAAUGUAAUCAGCCAGGACAUUGGAUUCACAAUUGUCCUGGGGUGCGUGAUAAAACCGGGAAAGUCAUGGAUGCCAAGUCAAUCAAAAGGCCGACGGGUAUUCCACAGGAUUUCCUUCUGGAAGUUGCAGCUGGAACUCCAGGUGCAUAUUUAGGGAAAUCCGGGAAGUACAUGGUGCCUAUCAAAGACGCAGAGGCAUAUGCCCAGGGCAAAAAGGAUAAACGGCCGUUUUCUGUCGAAGAAAACCCUCCAUACGUUCCUCAGGAAAGAAAUCCUCCGAAGCAACUUGUGUGUCCGUUGUGUAAUAAGCUUUUCAGCGAUGCAGUUUUAGUAUCCUGUUGUGGAACAACCUAUUGUAACGAGUGCAUCAUGGGUCAUGUUUUUGAUUCUCAAGUUCUGGGUUCCCAUAAGUGUCCUAACUGUGAUGCGGUGCUGACAGACCAUGAGUCAAGUGUCUUUGAAAAUGCUCUUGUGCGAAGUUUAAUUCGUGACUGGCUUGCCGAUGAAUCUAAAAUAGUUGAUCCAGAAGUAGUUAUCCCUGGAAAUAUAUCAAAAUUCAAUGAAAACGAUACGGCAUUCGUUAACUGUCGCCGCGUUCUGAAACCAAAACAAGCAACGGUCAACAUCCCUACAGUCAAACUUGGAAGUACAACUGCAGUGGAAUCAAAUCAAGUUCAGAAUUCACUGAAGAUGCAACCAAUUGUUUCAGAAUCUAAUUCUAUUGUUAAAAAUGAACAUACUGAUUUACUUUUGAACUUACCCUCUGAAACACCUCAGAGCACAAACUCUGUGACAUUUUCUACUCUUUCAUCUUUUGAUUAUGUUCGUGUUUCUGAAAUGACUACUUCUGUUGUAACGAACAAUACAAAUGCUACUGUGGUCACAAGUUCUCCUUGUACCACUAUGGUGGGAAAUAACAGACAGAAUCUGUUACCCACCACUUGUCUUUCAAACACACAAAUUCCUUGUUUGAGUUAUACUAGUUCUACUGCUGUAAUGCCUACUUUACUCCCAGGUGUUAAUGGUGGUGGUAAUCCCCUUCUUAAUGCGCUUUAUAGUAUACGGUUAGAUGACUUACAGGCUCCAUUGGUUGCUCCCUCUACUAUUUUACCAGCCACUUACGGAUCGCUUGUUGGCGAUCCUGAGUGGACAGCUGAGACAGCUUUGGCUGCGUCAGCAGCUCAGAGUGCAGGUCUAGUUGAUCCAGUAAUACAAGUCAAUAAUAAUCAGGUCGCCUUCGGGCUAGUCCCUGGGCAGUCUAUCCCUGGCACGAUGCACACAGCUUUAUCCGCACCUGUUGAAACACUAAAUGGACACAAAAUGCUUUCAAAAGAAGAGUUCUAUCGGUUGAAAAUGGAAGUUCUCCAUUCAGCUCGUAGAAGGUAAACCAAUUUAAAUCUACUCAAAUGCGAUCGUUUAUUUAUUUAGGUUGUCAUGCCGUCCUCUUUCUUUAACAGUUGAAUCUCUUGACUUCAGGCAUCGCCAGAUCCGUUCAUAUCAUGGGUUCUUGUAGCAAAGUAUUCAUUUUAUGGGUAAUCGAAGUACCGAUCUUCUUCUGAAAGAAUGUAUAAUUUAGUUCAUUGUCUCAAAUACCAAGUGUAGACUGAGUUUCUAUCGUUUCUCGAACUUAAGUAAUUAAUCUGUUCGGAAGAUUUAUUUCUUGCGUUUCAGUAUGGAGGUAGUUCGUAAUCAUUCACAAUUUAGGAUAGUGAAUAUUCUGGGUAGAAAUACUGCCCCAUGAAAAGACAACUAGGUGGUUCAGCUGUCUUUUGUUUGUUUGACCUCGAUUUGCCUCCAAGUCUGCGGUAGGCUCAAAAUAAGGUCUUUCACAUCCGAAGUAAAUGCAUGUAUUAGCAGUUAUAUAAAAAUGUAAAGGUCUAUUUUUCAAAUUGAAGUUUACUUUUUAGGGCUUAAUUAAGACUCUACCUUUACGUUCAGCGUAGAUAGUGUUCAAACUAAGUAUUUUGACUUUUUGAAGCUUCUGUUGGUGUUUAAUAUACACUUUCAUAUUUAAUUUGAAUGUUGCUCAGUGUAUGUCUGUACGACCGUAUGUAUUGGCUGUUGUUCAUUUGUUUGCCUUUGUUUCCAUUUCUCCAGUAAUAUGUAUAUAUGUAAAUGCUGUUAUCUUGUUUUAUUAUGGUGUGCAUUCCACUACAUUCAACGGGUCCACCUAACAGUAUGGUUGCCUUUUCUCUGCGUUAUUCAGUAUUUUAUUAAAAAAUUUGAUUUAUAGGCAUCGCCACCGCACCCAUUCACGUAGUCCUGGUCAUGUACAUCGAGCCGAACGACUUUAUGGAGAUUCUUCGCACCAUCGACGUGGUUAUGAUAGAGAAGAGCGAGAGAGACAAUCUCGAUACUAUUCACCUGUUAAUUACGAGAGUGAACGUAGUCGUUGCCGACACCGUUACGCCGAUGAAUAUGAAUCUCAUCGUGACAGAAGUGGGACUCACCGUCAUCACUAUCGCCCUACUUUCUUUCAAGAUCUUGACGACCGGAGACGUCAUUAUUCACGAGGCCAUCCGCACAGUCCCGAACACCGGUCCAGGCGGUCACCAAGACAGUCACCAUCAAGUAAAGAUGAUUGGUAUGGGUACAAAGGUCGGGGAUGUAGCCUUUCUCCCAUCACACAUGAACCCUCAGACCUGCGCAGAUGUCGGGAACCACAUGUUGGUAGUGGACAUUAUGAUGAAUUUCUCGUUAGACGUAAAAGAAGUCGAACACCCAUGUCUGUUGUCCCUCAGUAUGAUGUCUCUGAUCCGGAAUCUAUUGGACCUAGAAAUCCUUCUCUGCCAAGAGAUACAUCUCAGAGGCAGUUUGAUAUGCCUGGACCGAAUCAAAUAUUAGAUAAUUUCAAUCGUGUUUCACAUAAUUUAUCAUGCGAAACGUUUUCGGGUGACUCAACAAAACAAUCCCCCAUUUCUCUGGAUCCUAAUAAUGAUCUCAUCUGUAAAGAUGAAUGCUUAAUAGGACACUCUGUUGUCAGUAGAAUUAUUAGUAAUGAUGAGUCAUUUGUACCUCACAUAAAGAAGGUUAAAGUUAAGAAAGAGAAAAAGCAUAAGAAGCAUAAACACAAACAUUCUGACAAAAGGUAACUAUUAUUAUUUACUUUGUUAUAUAAUAAUAUAUUAGGGCUUGUAUUCAGCUCGACGAUUCAACUAAUCAACUAUUUAUGAAUCCAGGAGACACUGUAUCUUGUUCUAAUAUUGAGGUAUCUGAUAAGAAGCAUGCAAAGAAGCACAAGAAACAUAAGAAACAUAAACAUGGAAAUAAAGAAGACAAGAAACAAGUUAACUCAGAUGUAAAUUCAUCAGUACAAUGUAUAAGUCUAGAUAAAAUCAAUGUAAAUGAGCUUAGCUAAUAAACUCUUCUAGUUCUUUCCAUGUACAUAGGUUUUGAAGAACAUGUAUAUAAUGUCUAGAUUAUAAUGAUCAAGUUUACAAAUUUACUGGACUGCAUAAUUUUAAAUAAAUUAUUUUUUAUCAUGAA
Messenger RNA from Schistosoma margrebowiei, 4023 nucleotides. The record is from the annotation of a GenBank genome assembly. Lineage: Eukaryota; Metazoa; Platyhelminthes; Trematoda; Strigeidida; Schistosomatidae.